CUAGGUCACAAGACUUCAAGGCGAAGAUAGGAUUGUAUUGAAUAGGUCGUUGAUAGAAAAUGGAUGUCGGUGAGAGAUUGUUAGUAGUGGAUUUUUAUGUGUAUUGAAAUAUAAAGUGACCAAUAAAAAUGGAAAUAAUGGAGACAGAUGAACCGCUAAAAGGAGACAUGGUAGAGACAACAAAAUCAACAGCUAACAUGGCUAAAUCAAGUUCCAGCAAUAAUAUGUGUUUACCACCAUGUCGGAUAUGUGGAGAGAAAGCAUCAGGUUUUCACUAUGGUGUCAAUACAUGUGAGGCCUGUAAGGGCUUUUUCCGUCGAAGUUUAAAAAAGAAAGGAAAGUAUAAAUGUUUUGAUAAUCAAGAUUGUAAAAUUGGACCCGGGAAAAGAAAUGGCUGUCCACAUUGUCGUUAUGAGAAAUGUUUAGCUGUUGGCAUGUCUAAACAAGCAAUUAAAACUGGUCGAUAUACUCACAAAAAACGUACACAAGAUAUACUGGAAAUAAAGAAACUUCAAGAACUUCAAGGAUUUACUGAUAAAUGUAUUUUAGAUAAUUUACGUGAUGAUACAACACCUGUGGAUUCACCUGGUUCUAUUAAGGAUAUAUGUUUAGAAUCAGAGGAUCCUCUUCUGUCAGAAAAUGAUAAUUUAAAGUUAUUGUCUGAGAUUGCGAUAGAUACAGAUCUUUUUGCGAGGGACUGUAAUACUAGUCCAGCGAGUUCAACAUCUACUUUAGAAUUCUGUUCAAAAUUCAGCCCAGGCAAAAAAGAAAUCCUUUUGGAUCCUGACAAAUUAGAGGAGAUUGUACAAAGACUCACUGCUAUUCAUAGUGAACAUGUCCAGUGUUUUUCUGCAUUGGAUAAUAAAGAAAUGGAAGAAAAAACAACAGAGUACUAUGAAAAAUAUAAAUUAAAAACUGAAGUGUUUGGUAAACUUUCUUUAUUAUCUAUGGAACAGUAUAAAGAUUUCUACGAUAUAACGGGAAUAGACAUUGACGAUCGUCAACCUAAAUGUCUUCAAAUGGCUACAACUAUGGAGGGUUGUAUCCGUCGCUUAAUUGCAUUCGCCAAGUCCAUCCCAGGUUUCACAGAUCUCAGUAUAGAAGAUCAGUCUAAUUUAUUAAAAUCCUCAAGAUUUGAAUUUUUCUUCUUAGGCUUCUAUAGAGGUUAUAAUAACAAAAUUAAAACAGUUAUCUCACCAGCAGGUAAUUGUAUGUAUUAUGAAGAAGUUCAAAAUGUCAUCAAAGGAGAUUUUAUAUUAAAGUGUUUUCAGUUUGCUGACAGCUUGAAGAAACUAGAUCUUCAGUAUGAUGAAACAGUCAUAUUAAAAGCUAUUGUUUUACUGUUUAGAGAUCGCUGUGAAUUAGAAAAUCCUGAUAAAGUGGAAGAACUACAGUGGCCAUUGGUUCAGUGCUUAAUUUAUCUGGUUAAAAAAAAUCAUCCUGAUCAGCCUAAUUUUUUUGGAAAAAUAAUGGACAGACUAAUGGAAAUUCGAACAAUAUCAGAAGAAAAUAGUGUAGUUAUGAAACACCUAUUAUUAAUUCCAGCUAUCCAGAAAAAUCCUUUAUUAUUAGAAUUUAUAUCAUUUUAGUACAAAAGAGAUGUGUAUAGCCCAACCAUAACUGUACACAAAGAGAGCAUUUUUGACUUUCAAUAAACCAUAAAUAUGUGCAACAUGUAUUAGUGAAUUUGGAUUUUAUUGAAUGUUUGUGUUCUUACUAUGAAGCAAAACUUUAAUAUUGUGAUAAAUCAAACAAAAGAAAAGACAUAUAUACACACACAGAUGAAGACAAGAAAUAUGUCAGUAGUUUUUUUGAUGCUUACAUAUGUGUACAAUUAUUUGUCUUAUAUUUUACCUGUUGAUUAGGAUUUUUUAAAACCAAUUUCUUGUCAGUGGGAAGAAACAGAAGAACCAUCACAUAAAAACACUUGACUCAAUGACAGACCUUAUGAUCUAAAUCCUAUGUAUUAGACCAUUCGGUCAUCCAACACCCCACUGCCCUCCAGUGCUUAGAAUAUGCUUUAAGUAUUUUGUCCAGGCCAGUGUUUUUUUUGCAUCAUUAAGUGUCAAUACUUUGUAUUUUACAACAUAUAUUGUUAUAAAGAUUUAAAUUUUAAACCUCAUCAAUUUCUACAACAAAUUGGUUGGAAAUAUAUUUUUGUUUUGUGAUAUAUUUACAAAGUUCUCUUUUCCUAAACACAAUUUACACCCUUCCUUAUUUUAAGCGAAAUUCCUGAUUUUCUUUUGAAAUAUGGUACAACCAAAUUCUAAAACACUUAUGUUUUGUGCAUAUUCGACCUAUGGUCCCAAAACUGAUUCUGUACUCUUGCAUUUUCUUGUUCUUCUUGUGGCAAAGCCUUUUGAAAGUGACUAUGGUUCCUUGAUCCUUUAAUUGGAGUACCAUCAACAUGUGAAACUUGGCAUUCUUGUUUUUUUUGAUAAUUGCACAUCGUACACACUUCCAAAAUGACUGCAAUGACAUCAUGGUUGUUAAUUCCUGGUUCAUGCUCAUUUAUAUAAUAAUAAUUGUUACAAUUUCUAUCGGUCUAUAUGUGUCAAUCUGAUUAAUAUACAGAUCUAAAUUUCAUUUUGUUUAAAUUGUUUAUAUAAGUGUAGAACCUACACCGUUGGCAAAUAUAUAUCAUUAGAAUCAUUAUUUCUAGUCUAGCCCUAGACUUUAAAGAUGGGUUCCCAGAAAAGUAUUUAUUGGGUGGUUAUUUCCAAUAAAAGUAUGGCAAUUUUGGUAUAUAUGGAAAGUAGAGAUAUCCAAUCUUACUAGAAAAAUACUGGAUUCCCUGAAAAACACUCAUGGAGCGUAUACAGGACAAAAAUGUAAUGGUUCCCCUAAUCGACAGCCCAUCUAUUAGGAAUUUCUGCAUGCAUGAUGUCAAAGGUCACACGCGAAAUUUGAGCGCUUGAUGUACAAGUUGAUAAACUUUAUGAAGAGUUAGACGUACAACACUUUCUGAGAUAAAAAUGACGAAAAAAGACACGGGUAGUGGAUUAUCCGAUA
Messenger RNA from Patella vulgata (common limpet), 3012 nucleotides. RefSeq names its product retinoic acid receptor gamma-like. Gene Ontology annotation, molecular function: sequence-specific DNA binding; zinc ion binding; DNA-binding transcription factor activity. The transcript is spliced from 7 exons. The record is from RefSeq and is a predicted model, not a curated record. Lineage: Eukaryota; Metazoa; Mollusca; Gastropoda; Patellidae. Gene Ontology annotation, biological process: regulation of DNA-templated transcription. Bases 129 to 1589 code for a protein of 486 amino acids.